Messenger RNA from Pan troglodytes (chimpanzee), 4597 nucleotides. It is a transcript of the gene PEX10, whose product is annotated as peroxisomal biogenesis factor 10. NCBI's taxonomy places the organism in Eukaryota, Metazoa, Chordata, Mammalia, Primates, Hominidae. Gene Ontology annotation, biological process: protein import into peroxisome matrix. The record is from RefSeq and is a predicted model, not a curated record. Gene Ontology annotation, cellular component: peroxisomal membrane. Gene Ontology annotation, molecular function: zinc ion binding. The coding region runs from base 2261 to 2809 and encodes 182 amino acids. The transcript has 6 exons.
GGCUUCUCGGGACCACCCGAACCCGCGGCCAUGGCCCCGGCCGCCGCCAGCCCCCCGGAGGUGAUCCGCGCGGCGCAGAAGGACGAGUACUACCGCGGUGGGCUGCGGAGCGCGGCGGGCGGCGCCCUGCACAGCCUGGCGGGUGAGGGCCGGGCGCGGCCGGACGUCCUCGCGAGCGGCCCAGGGGGUGUUGCCCCUCAUGGAGGCGGGGUGUCUGCCGUGUGUGGUCACGGUCGCCUGGGCCCGUCCCACAACCUGGGACCCGGCAGUCUCCUUCGCCUGCCCUGCGGCCAUUCAGGGAUGUGCGGGGCACCUCCUGCCCUCCCUGACCAGGUGGCGCCAGAGGCACAGGCCGCAGACACCGCGGGGGACCUGCGUGGGCCUCCAGUUCCCGCCCAAGCCCUUCCCGUCCCCAGCUCAGGGCAGGUCCAGCUGACGCCAGUGGCUGGGGAAGACUCUGUGCCCUCCAGGUGUGAGGCCUUGGCAAGUGCUUCAAGCCUCCCUCCGAUCCUCCCCUGUGAGCAGACGGGUCAGAGCGCCCGCGGCGCGAACGCCUCAUACCUCGGUCCCGUUCACACUGACCCCGGCCUUUCCUAGGCCUGAGCAGCAGCCCAGGCCCCUCGCCCUGCUGACCGCAGUGUAGGCUCAGCCAGGCCCUGCCUGCCUCACCAGGCCGUGAGCUGAGUACGGAAGCCAGUGUACUCAAUGAAGCAGCACCUGUCAUCCCAGCAGUUUGGGAGGCAGAGGCGGGAGGAUCGCUUGAGCCCAGGAGUUUGAGACCAGCCUGGGCAACAUGGCAAGACCCCGUCUCUACAAAAAAUCUGAAAAUUAGCCAGACGUGGUGGCGGCAUCUGUAAUCCCAGCUCUUCAGGAGGCUGAGGCAAGAGAAUCGCCUGAGCCCGAGGGAUGAGGCUGCAGUGAGCCAUGAUUGUGCCGCUGCACUCCAGCCUGGGCGACAGGGCCAGACCCCAUCACCGAUUAAAAAACGAAAAAAAAAAAGAUGCCAGGUGUGGUGGCUCACGCCUGUAAUCCCAGCACUUUGGGAGGCCGAGGCGGGUGGAUCACUUGAGGUCAGGAGUUCGAGACCAGUCUACGCAACAUGGUGAAACCCCAUCUCUACUAAAAAUACAAAAAUCAGCAGGGCGUGGUGGCGCGUGCGUGUAAUCCCAGCUACUUGGGAGGCUGAGACAGAAUCACUUGAACCCGGGAGGUGGAGGUUGCAGUAAGCCAAGAUCGUGCCACUGCACUCGUCUGGGCAACAGAGUGAGACUCCAUCUCAAAAAAAAAAGGCAAAGCCAUCAAGUCUUUGGGGGGUGGGGCAGGCAGUCGUUAAAGGCAUGAACUCCCAGCAGAACGUUUCAGGGAGCAGUGGCACUAGAGCCCAGUGGUGGGGGUGUCGUGGCCACAGGAACAGUGCCAUGGGACAGGAAGAGCAUGGGUAAAUAUCAGAGGACAGCCAGGCUCCGUGCCGGGAGGCCCAUGGGUGUCAGGUGGGCAGCCAUUGGUGGAUUCUGAACAGGAGAGUGACAUGAUGAGAAUUUUUUGUGUGUGUACUUACUUGUUUUACAAUACACUUGGCACUUAACCCUGUGCCAGACACUGUUCCCAGUGUUUUACAAAUAUUGAAUCUUCAAACAUCCCUCCAAGUAGGACUUAAUACUCUUCUGAUAGAUGAGCAAAUUGAGAUUCCAGAAAGACCUCACAGCCAGCAAGUUGGAGAGCUGCUUUUUGAUGCUAGACAGUUGGCCUCUGGCCUGUAAUCUUAAUACCCCAGACCAUCUUUCCAUGUGGCCCUCAUAGGCCCUAGAACAGUUGCUCAGGGGAAUCCCGGAGCAAGAGAUGAGCACAGGUGGGAGAUUCUUCGCAGACUGUCUGCAGCUCACGCUAAGGCAAGUCAAGGUGGUGCCUCCGGAGACAGAAGCAGAGAGGGAGGCCAGGGAGUGCGAGGAAGUGGCUGGAGUGGAGGAAGGAGGUUGAGCUGCUCUCAGAUGUGGCCUACUUUGGCCUCACCACACUUGCAGGCUACCAGACCCUGGGGGAGGAGUACGUCAGCAUCAUCCAGGUGGACCCAUCGCGGAUACACGUGCCCUCCUCGCUGCGCCGUGGCGUGCUGGUGACGCUGCAUGCUGUCCUGCCCUACCUGCUGGACAAGGCCCUGCUCCCCCUGGAGCAGGAGCUGCAGGCUGACCCCGACAGUGGGCGACCCUCGCAGGGGAGCCUGGGGCCAGGUGGGCGUGGCUGCUCAGGGGCGCGGCGCUGGAUGCGUCACCACACGGCCACCCUGACUGAGCAGCAGAGGAGGGCGCUGCUGCGGGCGGUCUUCGUCCUCAGACAGGGCCUCGCCUGCCUCCAGCGGCUGCACGUUGCCUGGUUUUACAUCCACGGCGUCUUCUACCACCUGGCCAAGAGGCUCGCGGGGAUCACGUACCUCCGUGUCCGCAGCCUGCCCGGAGAGGACCUGAGGGCCCGUGUUAGCUACAGGCUGCUGGGGGUCGUCUCACUGCUGCACCUGGUGCUGUCCGUGGGGCUGCAGCUGUACGGUUUCAGGCAGCGGCAGCGAGCCAGGAAGGAGUGGAGGCUGCACCGCGGCCUGUCUCACCGCAGGGCCUCCUUGGAGGAGAGAGCUAUUUCCAGAAACCCCCUGUGCACCCUGUGCCUGGAGGAGCGCAGGCACCCAACAGCCACGCCCUGCGGCCACCUGUUCUGCUGGGAGUGCAUCACCGCGUGGUGCAGCAGCAAGGCGGAGUGUCCCCUCUGCCGGGAGAAGUUCCCUCCCCAGAAGCUCAUCUACCUUCGGCACUACCGCUGAGCCGGCGCCCGGGUGGGCCUGGACACACAUGACCUCUACGGGAGUCCGAACGCCAAGAUUGAGUCUCAGGAUUAACCUUGCUUGCACAGAAGUUAGAACACUCUCAGUUUUUUGUCAUGUAAGAUACUAACCUAGCCACCCUGGGAGAGAACAGAAAGCUGUCCCUGGCUGCGCUUUCUCAGCCCUGGGAGGGGCGCCUGAACCCACAACAUUUCCCUAACCCCAACCUGGCAGGACUCAGCCACUUCUUCAGGAAUUUCACUUAUUUGGACGGGAUUUUAGGUUUCCCUCCCUUCCCCAAACCAUACAGUUGAGAAGUAACUCAGAAGUAGGCCAGAAGACACUUUAUUCGUUUAUAUUGUGAGAAAAUGGCCUCAUCAGGCUUGUGUUAAGGCAAUGGACUGAAUGAGUGCGUGCUGGGUGGGGUGGGGCACGGAGGCUGGCGGGUGGCUUCAGCCAGUGCGGUGAGAACAGCAGCCCCACGGCCCCAUGGGAGGCGGCGCUGCUCUCCCCGAGGGUGGCUGGGCAGAGCACAUCCCCCAGGACUUGACCACACGGGGCAGAGAGAAACCAACCAAGGCCAGCACCUCCGUCGGAAGCAUUUGGCACGCACACCUUCAAUACACGUCAAGGUCGCUUCCAGUUUUAGAAAACAGAAAUCUGCAUCUCAGCCUGAGACGCACAGAGAGGUCUCUUCCUGACCCAGACGCACUCACGAGCCAGGUCCUGGGGGUAUGGGGGCUGCCAGGGGCGCCCGAGCCCUCUCCUGGGGGCCUGCUGGGCAGGCGACCUGCUGACCCAUGGUCACUGCUGUGUUCAGCCCCUCAGCUCGGCCCCAGCCUAUUUCCCGCCUCCAUUUGAUGUUUCCAGGUUUUCAAAACUGCAUUUAACCUGCGCCAGAGAGUUCGCCGUAGGCAUCUUUAAUAAACUAACUCCAGCAAAAUGUGGGUACGUUACUAACACAAGAUGGAACUUGAGAUUUCCUGAAGCGCAGUGUUAAAAUGCCUCGAGGGUGUGUGCCACAUUUGCCUGCUGACGUAAAACACCUGGCCAGCAGGACCGGCUUCCAGCAAAGACCCGCGCAAACCAUGUCUUGCUGUUUGACUUACUUAGGAAUGAGGAUGACCCUGUAUUCCUGGGUUAGUCAAGGUCAGCUUGCCAGAGACGGAGGAGGGCGGGGGGGCUGUGACCCUCUAGACUGGGAGGACCACCAGGAGAGGCACUGGGGGCUGCGGCCGGGUGGGCAGAUGCCGCCGUGGCUCCAUCCAUCAGCACCCAGUCCUUUGCUUCACUGUGCUCUGGCCAAGCGCAUGCGACUUCCUGUCACACCUUAGGCCUGAGCGCUUAUUAAGAAAACAGUAUGAAAAAUGACAAACACUCCUGUCCGCAGUCUGAGAAUCCCAAGUGUCUCAACACGGUACCAGAAGUACCACCUGGGAGCAGCACUGGCUAUCUUGGGUCAGGGACACACAAGCUUGAACAUGGCCUCUUAGAAGAGCUCGAUGUCAGAUAUGUAAACACUGGCACAAGAAAAUCCAGACACUAAGCAUUCACCGUGUCAAUUCUGAGACAGGAAACACCGCCCAGAGUGAGGAGCCUGCGCAGCCCGGGGCCCAGGAGGAGAGGCCUUCACUCGCAUGUCAGCGUCUCAUCUGGGACCACAGCUGGGAUGUUCUGCUGUGCAAUAUGGGUCACCUUUCGAAAAGGCCAAACAAAAGGUGGGCUUUCCUGUGUCCAGCGACUGCCAUGUUUUAGAUAAAGACUUUAGUAAAGGUGGAGGUAAAAUCA